AUGCGUCUCGACGUAAAGCUAUUUGCGCGGUCGGAGCGUGUCAAGGGCAUUGACUUCCACCCGGUUGAGCCAUGGAUCCUCACCACUCUGUACAGCGGACAUGUGCACAUCUGGUCCUAUAUAACGCAAUCGAUCGUCAAGACCUUUGAACUGACCGACGUGCCUGUCCGUGCUGGUCGCUUCGUUGCGCGGAAAAACUGGAUUGUUGCAGGUUCGGAUGACUUCCAGCUGCGAGUCUACAAUUACAAUACUUCUGAAAAGGUCACCUCUUUUGAGGCGCACCCAGACUAUAUACGUGCUAUCGCUGUGCACCCUACACAAUCCUUUGUUCUCACCGCCAGUGAUGACAUGACAAUCAAGCUAUGGGACUGGGACAAGUCAUGGAAGUGCGUGCAAGAAUUCGCUGGUCACCAGCACUAUGUAAUGGGCAUCGCCAUCAAUCCCAAAGAUCCCAACACAUUCGCUUCAGCUUGUCUCGACAGAACCGUCAAGAUCUGGUCUCUCGGUAGCUCUACGCCUAACUUUACUCUCGAGGCGCAUGAAACCAAGGGCGUCAACUUCAUCGACUACUACCCGCAGUCCGAUAAGCCGUAUCUGCUUACCACAUCGGACGACAGAACUGUCAAAGUAUGGGACUACACCACGAAAGCGCUGAUCGCAACACUCGAAGGCCAUACCUCGAAUGUUAGUUUUGCCGUCUACCACCCUGAACUUCCGGUCAUCAUUUCUGGAUCCGAAGACGGCACCAUCAAGAUCUGGCAUUCGUCCACCUAUCGGUUAGAACAAUCGCUGAACUAUGGCUUGGAGCGUGCAUGGUGUGUGGCAUAUCAGAAGGGCAAGAAUGGGGUGGCGCUCGGUUUCGAUGAUGGAGCGGUAGUCAUCACCAUGGGUCGUGAAGAGCCUGCUGUCAGCAUGGAUGGAAGCGGAAAGCUGCUUUGGGCCAAGAAUAACGACAUCCUCACCUCGGUCAUCAAGGGCAGCGACCAGCUAAAAGAUGGCGAGCGGCUCACCCUUCCCAGCAAAGAUCUUGGCUCAACCGAAUUGUACCCACAAUCGUUGCUUCAUUCGCCGAACGGGCGAUUUGUCGCAGUCUGUGGUGACGGCGAAUACAUUAUUUACACGGCUCUUGCUCUUCGAAAUCAAGCCUUCGGUACAGCUGUGGACUUUUGCUGGGCCUCGAAAGAGCACGACAAGGACUACGCUAUACGAGAGUCAUCUACUAGCGUCAAAAUUUUCCGCAACUUCAAGGAGCGAAGUGUCCUCAAUGUUGGCUUUUUUGCCGAUGGUCUGAGUGGUGGUGUUCUCCUCGGCGUGAAGGGCCAAGGUGGUAUUGGCCUUUUCGACUGGGAUUCUGGAGCACUCGUCCGAAGGAUAGAGGUCGACCCCAAGAGCGUAUUCUGGUCGGAGAGCGGCGAGCUUGUUACUCUGGCGACCGAUGAUACGUUCUAUGUUCUGCGCUACUCGAGGGAAAACUAUCUAGAGGCGCUUCAAAACGGUGAGAUUGACGAGGACGGCGCAGAUGUUCGCACGGGUACUUGGGUGGGAGACUGCUUCAUCUACACGAAUGGCACGAACCGGCUGAACUAUCUGGUUGGCGACCAAACCUAUACUAUUUCUCACUUUGAUUCGCCGCACUACGUUCUCGGAUACCUUCCUCGCGACUCGAGGAUCUACGUUGCAGACAAGGACGUCAAUGUCGUUUCUUUUGCUCUCUCCCUGGCCGUUGUCGAGUACCAGACUCUUAUUCUCCGCGGCGACCUCGAAGCGGCCGAAGAAAUACUCCCCUCUGUUCCCAAAGAGCAAAACAACAAGAUUGCUCGUUUCCUCGAAGGUCAAGGAUACAAGGAGAUGGCACUCAAGGUGGCUACCGAUCCAGAACACCGCUUCGAUCUUGCCCUUUCCCUUGGAGAACUACAACAAGCUGUUGAGAUUGCAAGACAGCAAGAAACAGAGCACAAGUGGAAGACAGUUGGUGAUGCCGCACUCGCAAACUGGGACGUCCAACUCGCUCAAGAAUGCUUCGUCAAAGCCAAAGAUCUUGGUUCUCUUCUCCUCGUCUACAGCGCUACAUCAGACGCCACUGGUCUUCGCGAACUGGCUUCCCUUGCGGAAGAGGCAACGGCCAACAACGUGGCAUUUUCUGCGCUCUGGCAAAUGGGCGAUGUACAAGCCUGCAUCGAUCUGCUUUUCAAGACGAACCGGCUCUCGGAAGCGGUCCUCUUUUCACAAACCUACAAGCCCAGCGCCACUCCUGGUCUCGUAAAGAAGUGGAAGGAAGCACUGGAGAAGGAGAACAAAGGCAAAGUGGCGAGGCUGCUGGGGUGCCCGCCACACGAGGGUGGGGUCGACGAGGAAAUGUUCCCCGAGUGGGAUGAGUAUCUGAGGUUGGAGAAGGAGGGGGGCACUGCGGAGGAUUUGCUUGUACAGGAUGAGGGAGAGGCGGAGGAUGCAGAGGAAGAGGUUGUGGACGAGGGGGAGGGGGAUAAUGAGGGGGAAGAAGAAGAAGAAGACGAGGAAGAUGAGGAGGAUGAUGAGGACGAGGAGGAAGACGAGUAG
Messenger RNA from Plenodomus lingam JN3, 2556 nucleotides. NCBI's taxonomy places the organism in Eukaryota, Fungi, Ascomycota, Dothideomycetes, Pleosporales, Leptosphaeriaceae. The record is from RefSeq and is a predicted model, not a curated record.